Messenger RNA from Agelaius phoeniceus (red-winged blackbird), 567 nucleotides. It is a transcript of the gene CDA, whose product is annotated as cytidine deaminase. Gene Ontology annotation, cellular component: cytosol. Lineage: Eukaryota; Metazoa; Chordata; Aves; Passeriformes; Icteridae. The record is from RefSeq and is a predicted model, not a curated record. Gene Ontology annotation, molecular function: zinc ion binding; cytidine deaminase activity.
AUGCUUCCCAGAGUUCAGCUGCGUGCCGGGGCGUUAUCCCGGCCAGCCUAUUUUCCAGGCGAGGAAAUAUUUAACCGCGGCGUCAGCGGGCAGGGCAGGCCUGCAGCAAUGGAGAGAAGUGGGCAGCACCCGCUCCCUGCUGUCCCCCCGGGCCAGCCCCAGGGUGACCAUCUGCAGCUCCUGCUGCGCCGCAGCCGGGAGGCCAAAAACUGCGCCUAUUGCCCCUACAGCCGGUUCCCGGUGGGAGCUGCACUGCUCACCGCCGGAGGGGAGAUCUUCUCGGGGUGCAACGUGGAGAACGCCUGCUACAGCUUGGGGAUGUGUGCUGAGCGCGGUGCCAUCCAAAAAGCCAUCUCUGAGGGGCACACCAGCUUCAAGGCCAUGGCCAUCACCAGUGACAUGGGGGACCACUUCAUCACACCCUGUGGCGCCUGCAGACAAGUGAUGAGAGAGUUUGGCACAGACUGGGAUGUGUACCUGACCAAAGGAGAUGGCACCUACAUUGUCAAAAGGCUGGAGGAGCUGCUGCCUACCUCCUUUGGCCCUGAGGACCUGAAGAAGGUCUGA